CCUGUCCUUGGUUGCAGCAGGCACUCCCUGGGCUAAAUAGCAUCACCAUGUCUGUUCGAUACAGCUCAAGCAAGCAAUACUCUUCCUCCAAAAGUGGAGGAGGAGGAGGUGGAGGAGGAGGAUCCAUCAAAAUUUCGAGCAGCAAAAGCUCCCAUGGUGGAGGAUAUAGCUCAGGGGGCGGUUUCAGUGGUGGCUCUUUUAGCCGUGGGAGCUCUGGUGGAGGCUGCUUUGGAGGCUCAUCGGGUGGCUAUGGAGGUGGACUAGGAGGUGGGUAUGGUGGAGGUGGCUUUGGUGGAGGCUACGGAAGUGGCAGCUUUGGUGGCGGCUAUGGAGGAGGCAGUUUUGGAGGAGGCAGCUUUGGCGGGGGCAACUUUGGUGGGGGCUUCGGCGGAGGCGGCUAUGGAGGAGGCUUUGGUGGUGGAUUGGGAGAUGGUGGCCUUCUCUCUGGAAAUGAAAAAAUAACCAUGCAAAAUCUGAACGACCGCCUGGCUUCCUACUUGGACAAAGUUCGGGCUCUUGAAGAAUCAAACUAUGAGCUAGAAGGCAAGAUCAAAGAGUGGUAUGAAAAGUAUGGCAACAGAGGCCAGCGAGAGCCUCGUGACUACAGCAAGUACUACAGAACCAUUGAAGAUCUUAAAAAUCAGAUCCUGAAUCUAACAACUGAUAACGCCAAUGUCCUGCUUCAGAUCGACAAUGCCAGGCUGGCAGCGGAUGACUUCAGACUGAAGUAUGAGAACGAGGUAGCCCUCCGCCAGAGCGUGGACGCUGAUACUAACGGCCUGCGCCGGGUGCUGGACGAGCUGACCCUGACCAAGGCUGACCUGGAGAUGCAGAUCGAGAGCCUGACUGAAGAGCUGGCCUACCUGAGGAAGAACCAUGAAGAGGAAAUGAAAGACCUUCAAAAUGUGUCCACUGGUGACGUGAAUGUGGAAAUGAACGCUGCCCCGGGUGUGGAUCUGACCCAACUUCUGAAUAACAUGAGAAGCCAGUAUGAACAACUUGCUGAACAGAACCGCAAAGACGCCGAGGCCUGGUUCAAUGAAAAGAGCAAAGAACUGACCACAGAAAUCGAUAGCAACAUUGAACAAAUGUCCAGCCAAAAAACUGAGAUUACCGAAUUGAGACGCACUGUUCAAGGUCUGGAGAUCGAACUACAGUCCCAACUAGCCCUGAAACAAUCUCUGGAAGCCUCGCUGGCAGAAACGGAAGGUCGCUACUGCGUGCAGCUCUCCCAGAUUCAGGCGCAGAUCUCCACUCUGGAGGAGCAGCUGCAGCAGAUCCGAGCUGAAACCGAGUGCCAGAACUCCGAGUACCAGCAACUCCUGGACAUUAAGAUUCGACUGGAGAACGAGAUCCAGACCUACCGCAGCCUGCUAGAAGGAGAGGGAGGUUCCAAAGGCCGCAAGACCUCUUCCGGGUCCUCUGGGGAGUCCUCAUCUAAGGGACCAAGGUCAGGAGAACCUGGCUGGGACAACAGUAAAACCAGAGUGAUCAAGACAAUUAUUGAAGAAGUGACACCUGAUGGUAGAGUCCUUUCAUCUAAGGUUGAAUCAGAAACCAGGAAACACUACAAAUAAACUACAUCAAGCGGAAAGUCUCCCUUCACACAGGCCACUUUGCACAGAUGCAUGGAAAACAGAACCUCCAUGAAGAACAGAACCUUCAGGCCUGAUGGUCUAUGGAAAUAGGUUCCCUCUUUGAAAAUAAGGUGUCUAAAAGGUGUUUUGUGGUUUCUGUAUUUCUUCUUUCCACUUUACCAGAAAGUGUUCUUUAAAGGGAAAAAAAAAAUUCUAUCCUCAUCUACUAAUGAACUCAAUAAACUUUCCUACUGAUGCAAACAAU
Molecule: messenger RNA, 1842 nt
Organism: Myotis davidii
Lineage: Eukaryota; Metazoa; Chordata; Mammalia; Chiroptera; Vespertilionidae
Gene: KRT10
Product: keratin 10, type I
Exons: 9
Coding region: 48-1577 (509 amino acids)
Cellular component (GO): keratin filament
Molecular function (GO): structural constituent of skin epidermis
Source: RefSeq, a predicted model, not a curated record